Messenger RNA from Stegostoma tigrinum, 2746 nucleotides. RefSeq names its product stanniocalcin 2a (gene stc2a). The record is from RefSeq and is a predicted model, not a curated record. Bases 439 to 1359 code for a protein of 306 amino acids. Gene Ontology annotation, molecular function: hormone activity. Lineage: Eukaryota; Metazoa; Chordata; Chondrichthyes; Orectolobiformes; Stegostomatidae. The transcript has 4 exons. Gene Ontology annotation, cellular component: extracellular region. Gene Ontology annotation, biological process: intracellular calcium ion homeostasis.
AACGGGAACCCGAGUGAAACAUCCGAACACGUGCCUCUGUUGUAAUGUUUCAAACGUGUGCGGAAAGUUGAGAGCAGCAGCAGCAAGCAAACAGCCUCUGGACUCUGCACAGCAAGGUCCCGGGCUGGAAUCCGGGAGUCUCCGCCAUGCGCCUCCCAUCCUGAUUUGUCAAACUUGGGCAUGGUUUCUAGGCGCCUGAUUGGACCGAGCCAAUGACAACACCUGCUUCUUGCCUUCAUUGAAGUGACAGGAGCGCCAGGGGCUCCGGUCCGGGUAUAUUUAGAGAGAGUCAGCCCCUGUCUCAGAAUUUCUGGUCAGCCCCCUGUGCGCUCACUGAGCUGCUCUCCUUGUACUAUCAGUGUUGUGUGCGUGUGCGUGUGAGAGAGAGAGAGAGAGAGUGCGCGCGCGCGCGCCUCCUGGCCCCCAGACAGCGCGGCGAUGGACUCUGUCAUGUUAGCCCGUCUCCUCACAGCCCUGCUCACUCUCGCACCGCCUGAGCUCGCCCUGGGCACGGACGAGGCUGAAUUGCUGGAAAACCACCACGAACGGGACAAAUUGACCAACCAGCAAAAAGCUCGCCUCUCUUUACAGAACACAGCUGAAAUACAACACUGCCUGGUGAACACAGGCGACGUUGGCUGUGGAGUUUUUGAAUGUUUUGAAAACAAUUCCUGCGAAAUCCAUGGACCACAUGAUAUAUGCUUGGCCUUCCUGCACAACGCUGGCAAGUUCGAUGCCCAGGGUAAAUCUUUUAUUAAAGAUACUCUGAAGUGCAUGGCUCAUGGAUUGAGAAUAAAAUUCAGCUGCAUCAGUCGGAAGUGCUCCACUAUCCAGGAGAUGGUAUCUCAGUUGCAGCAAGAGUGCUACCUCAAACAUGACCUCUGUUCCACCGCCAAGGAGAACAUUAAUGUGGUUGUGGAGAUGAUUCAUAUUCGGCAUCUGCUUUCAAAAGGGUCAUACUUGGAGUUUAUAAAGGCUCUGUUCCAUUGUCAUGAAGUCGUUAUGGAAGCUGUAAAGAAAAGUGUGCGUUCACGAUUUGGACAGAACCUUGCAUUUCUAAGGCAGAUUUUGCAAGAGGAUUCCUGCUCUUCUCGCAAGCAGGCUGAUCAAGUCACCCCGACAACAGCAGCUCCUGAGAAAAAGCAAGGGGAGAACCGUAAGGGCCACAAGGGUAGCUCUGAAGUAAAUUAUCUUGAGAUUGAAAGGGAGAAUGCUAAGAACCCUAAAGGAGAAAAGGAGAGAGGUGGAAGAAUUCACCCAAAUGCACGUGCCCGAGGUUCUGGCCAAGCUUCAAGGCGAAUAACCGAGGAACGUACUCAUACGAGUGACGCCAUUGAGUUAUCUGAUAUCAGAAGGUGAAAGGCUGUUAGUCUUGAGGACUUUCAAUGGAUCCAUUUCCUUACAUGGACAUUCCAAUACACAUAGCCUAAAAUGGGAUUUGUGUUACAUGCAAAAUAUUCUGGGAAUUAUAGUUCACCUCAGCAGUCAGCUUCCAUACUUCACUUAAAAUUUAAAAAAAAACCUACAACUUCUAGAAUGCAGUCCAACAUAUAUCCCAUAAUCACUGUACUUGAAACUAAACAUUUAUAUCAAUUAUCUCACUCAACAAGUCACCUCAACAAACAUGAAAGUUUCCUUUUUUAAUUUAAAAACAAAAUAAGAACAUCUUUUAUUUCAGGGCAAAAUCUUUUAUUAUUGGAUAUAUCUUGGGUAAUUUUGUACAGGGCAAAGCUUUUGUGAAGGUCUACAUGUUCGUCUACUGAUUACAUUUAUUCUAUAUUGUAAAUAUUUAACAUUACUAUUUAUUAUAGUUGCUGUAUCACCAAUAUACCUGUUGGAUAAGGUAAAUUAAACUAUUUCAUUUCCUGUGUUGUACAUAUUCAUAUCACUAGUGAGUUUUCUUACGCAGCAUACUGUAAUUUUAUAUCAUUCUAUAAUUUUAUUGGUAGUUGUUAAUUCUUUAUUUAUUAAACACCUUAAUCUAUUAAACAUCUUAUUCAAGCCUAACAAAAAUUGCAUUUUUAUUGGUAGUUUUAACUAGAGUAUCAUUAAAUCAUGCUGUUAACUGCUAACAUAUUGCUAUCUGGUAGUUAUUUAGUGACGCUUUCCUUUCGGUUUUAGGCCUAUCCUGGCAAAAUCAAACCAAUGAAUAGUAAAUGAGAAAAAAAAUAAAAUAUAUAUAUAUAUGGUGUAGCAUUCAAUGAAUUAUUUCUAUGCAUUAAUCAUUCAUUACAUGUAUAAAUGAACACUUCAAUUUUUUCUCCAAGUAUACACUUCCAAAAUUGUCUUUUGAUUUUAACGAAGGCCCUCCAAUCACAAAAUCUUUUGGUGAUUUUUGUCUGUACUUUUAUUUAGUUAGUAUAUCCUACUUAAGAUAUGGUUUCUAUUUUCCAAAAUCUGACAUUUUAUUUCCAGACUUGUUCCUUCUGUCCUAUCACAAAUUGUUGAAUAAAGAUAAACUGCCUGAUCUCACCAUCCAAUUGCAGUUAUGUGCAACAAUUGGUCUGUAAUGUACAGGGUAUGUUUGUCUCUGAACACUAAAUGAACUAUUCAAUAACACCAGGAUAAAAUAGUCCUUACAAUUUGUGUCUUUACCUUCAACUGUAAUAGCUAUGGGAAGUCAUUUGUAAUAACCUGAUAUAACAAUGGAGAAUGUCGUUUCACAGUCAAUUGACCAAGACAAUAUGUUUUGAUGAUCUGAUCACAUGUGCAAAACUAGCUUAAUUACCAAAAUAAAAUUCAUGUU